Phacochoerus africanus (Common warthog) is the source of this 5616-nucleotide messenger RNA. It is a transcript of the gene ZBTB18, whose product is annotated as zinc finger and BTB domain containing 18. The record is from RefSeq and is a predicted model, not a curated record. Gene Ontology annotation, cellular component: nucleus. Bases 1890 to 3485 code for a protein of 531 amino acids. The transcript is spliced from 2 exons. Gene Ontology annotation, molecular function: RNA polymerase II cis-regulatory region sequence-specific DNA binding; protein binding; DNA-binding transcription factor activity, RNA polymerase II-specific. Lineage: Eukaryota; Metazoa; Chordata; Mammalia; Artiodactyla; Suidae. Gene Ontology annotation, biological process: regulation of transcription by RNA polymerase II.
UUUCUCGUCUGUUGUUUAAGGUGUUUUCCUGCUGCACCGGCUCUACGCCCUCCGCCUCCUUCCCUGUGGUUUAACCUUCCUCUUUCCCCUAGUGUUUUAUGCACAGCCAACUACGUAAAGAUUUGCAUUUCUUCCCCACUCCCCGCUCCUCACCCCCCCCCGCCCCCACCUCCUUGAAAAACAAAACCCAACCUCACAAAACCUCUUCGGACCCGCGGCUGCGAGGCGCAGAGGGGUUGAUUUGUGGAGUGGGAGUCGCUGGCCCAUUGCAGUGCUCGGGACUCGUUAAACUGUCACUCGCCAUUCCCCCCCGCCCCAGCCUAGCCCCCCGCCCCACCGGGUAAAUGGGGUGAUUAAUGUCUGAUAUAUUGGAAUGAGGCGAGGGCAUUUGUGCAGAAUAGGUGGUGUGGCCGAGAAGGAAUUUAUUUCCAAAGAGUGCCUCCUGAAAUAGGCAUUCAUAAUUGUGUCAUUCAUCGCGAAGUUAGAGAAAGUUAGGUCUGUGACUUUGGAAGAGCGAGAAGCGCGGGAUGGAGACCUUGGUCUUUGUUACUCUUUAUUUAACUCUUGGCCGUGGUUUUCUAAUGAGAGCGGAGUGGACAUCCCCAGGACUGUGACACUUUGCGCCUCAGGCCCCAGCGCCUUUUCUGCUCCUCACUCUCAGAAGGGUCUUGUAGAGACGUGCUUGACAUUCACAGAUGUCGCAGCCCCUUGCAGGGCACCGGUCAGGCCGGCCCGGGUUACCUUACAAUUUCGUCAGCCGCUCUAAAAGGACCCACAAAGUCUAACUAAAAAAAAAAAAAAAAAAAAAAGUUCCCAACUUCCUAGACCUGGCUUCCCCUCCACUUCCCCCUUUCUCCCUGAAAGGUUUUCUUGUGAUCAUGAACAUUACAGAGUGACCCACAAAAAAGAUUGUUAUGGGACACAGAUCAAGGGGAAGACAGAGUUCUGCUCUUUCUGAGCAGAGAGUCAAAUCAGAUAGGCAGAUGCAGCAUUCACUGUAAAUGGCUGUAGCAGGUUGUAUGGGUUUAUUAAUUUGUCUCAUUGAACCGAAGUACUUUCCAGGAUUUCAGAAAGUGCAGUUUCAGUUUGUUGAUACAGAGAGUUGAAAUUUGCAUUAACUGGCAGUGUGAGAACUGAGGAGGUAGUUGGAGAAAAGUUAGUUAUAUAAGAGUGAAGUAUGAGAUAAUAAGGUGAACCAGGUUGAAGUGGUAGUUCUGAACAGUCUUCCAGCAUUCUGAGACACGUAUACCAUUAUCUCAGCAGGGGAAAAAAAAAGUGCCGUAAUAAUGUUGAAAUGGGACUGGAGAUGUCAAAUGGGUUGGUUUAAAAAUAUCCCUAAGCUGCCUUUGCAACUAAACGUUGGAGUUGAAUAAAAGUGAAUCUGGAUUUCCUGAAUAGCACCGUGGCUUGAGUGUGCUGUCAGUAUGUAAGCCAGUCCACCAACUUAAGACAGAAGUGUUGCUAUUCCAUAAAUACAGUAGAACUCCAUAUGCUGAGUUUUUCAAUUUCUUCUGUUAGAAAGUUUGGGGGAAAAAAAAGGGAGACUUUGAAGUAUUUUGUUUAUACUAACAGAAGAGAAAAGUUCUCCUAAGAAAAAGCUGGUGGCAGGAGUGUAGAGGAGUAGCAUAUGGCAUUAAAAGGAGCACAGCUGGAGGUAGCAUUUCCAUCUGAACAUGAUGUCAGAGCAGCUGACAGCCUGCCAUCCCUCAGCCUUUUAUUCUAACACACAGACAGGGAGUUAGUGUGUGCGGAUCUGUGGUGGAGAAGGUAUCUCAUUCCUCUCUAACAUCAUCUCCACUUUGCAUCUGUCUCUCUUAGUCUGCUUUUUUUCCACCGAUGUAACAGACCUGGAGCCAGCAAGACUCAGAGGGAAGGACUUAAUCAGGUUUAUGUGUCCUAAAGGUUAUGAAGACAGUAUGGAGUUUCCAGACCAUAGUAGACAUUUGCUGCAGUGUCUGAGCGAGCAGAGACAUCAGGGUUUUCUUUGUGACUGCACUGUUCUGGUGGGAGAUGCCCAGUUCCGAGCGCACCGAGCUGUACUGGCUUCAUGCAGCAUGUAUUUCCACCUCUUUUACAAGGACCAGCUGGACAAAAGAGACAUUGUUCAUCUGAACAGCGACAUUGUUACAGCCCCAGCCUUCGCUCUCCUGCUUGAAUUCAUGUAUGAAGGGAAACUCCAGUUCAAAGACUUGCCCAUUGAAGACGUGCUAGCAGCUGCCAGUUAUCUCCACAUGUAUGACAUUGUCAAAGUCUGCAAAAAGAAGCUGAAAGAGAAAGCCACCACGGAGGCAGACAGCACCAAAAAGGAAGAAGAUGCUUCAAGUUGUUCGGACAAAGUCGAGAGCCUCUCUGAUGGCAGCAGCCACAUGGCGGGCGAUUUGCCCAGCGAUGAAGAUGAAGGGGAAGAUGAAAAACUGCACAUCCUGCCCAGCAAAAGGGACUUGGCGACCGAGCCUGGGAACAUGUGGAUGCGAUUGCCCUCGGACGCAGCAGGCAUCCCCCAGGCUGGCGGAGAGGCCGAGCCACACGCCACAGCAGCUGGAAAAACAGUAGCCAGCCCCUGCAGCUCAACAGAGUCUUUGUCCCAGAGGUCUGUCACCUCCGUGAGGGAUUCAGCAGAUGUUGACUGUGUGCUGGACCUGUCUGUCAAGUCCAGCCUUUCAGGAGUUGAAAAUCUGAACAGCUCUUAUUUCUCUUCACAGGACGUGCUGAGAAGCAACCUGGUGCAGGUGAAGGUGGAGAAAGAGGCUUCCUGUGAUGAGAGUGAUGUUGGCACUAAUGACUAUGACAUGGAACAUAGCACUGUGAAAGAGAGUGUGAGCACUAAUAACAGGGUACAGUAUGAGCCGGCCCAUCUGGCUCCUCUGAGGGAGGACUCGGUCCUGAGGGAGCUGGAGCGGGAGGACAAAGCCAGCGACGAUGAGCUGAUGACCCCCGAGAGCGAGCGCGUGCAGGUGGAGGGCGGCAUGGAGAGCAGCCUGCUGCCCUACGUCUCCAACAUCCUGAGCCCGGCCGGCCAGAUCUUCAUGUGCCCCCUGUGCAACAAGGUCUUCCCCAGCCCGCACAUCCUGCAGCUGCACCUGAGCACGCACUUCCGCGAGCAGGACGGCCUGCGCAGCAAGCCGGCCGCCGACGUCAACGUGCCCACCUGCUCGCUGUGCGGGAAGACGUUCUCCUGCAUGUACACCCUGAAGCGCCACGAGAGGACUCACUCGGGCGAGAAGCCCUACACGUGCACGCAGUGCGGCAAGAGCUUCCAGUACUCGCACAACCUGAGCCGCCACGCCGUGGUGCACACGCGCGAGAAGCCGCACGCCUGCAAGUGGUGCGAGCGCAGGUUCACGCAGUCCGGGGACCUGUACCGGCACAUCCGCAAGUUCCACUGUGAGUUGGUGAACUCCUUGUCGGUCAAAAGCGAGGCGCUGAGCCUGCCCGCUGUCAGAGACUGGACCUUAGAAGAUAGCUCUCAAGAACUCUGGAAAUAAUUUUAUAUAUAUAUAUAUAUAUAUAAAUAAUAUAUAUAUACCUAUAUAUAAAUAGAUCUCUAUAUAGUUGUGGUACGGUCUAAAAGCAGUCUUGUUUCCUGGAACUGAAAGGUUGGGAUAUUAACUUGUUUUUGCACUUUAGAAUAGCAUGAGAAUCUCACUAAUUUAGCGUUCAGAUGCAAGAAACUUUAGAACAAGUCAGAGAAUAGAGAGGUGUUUUUCUUUUGAGGGGGAAGUAAGCCAAUAAGAACCUUGGAAACAAAUCGUCCUGUCACAAAAUGCUUUCAUAGGGGCCUGUUUUGUCAGCACUGCGGUGUCUUUUGAGCUUUUUUUUUUUUUUUCCCCACCUUUUCUUCCUUUUUUUUUUUUUUUUUUUCUUAGUAGAAAUUCCCUCCAGUUUUAUUAGCCUCUUUAUAUGUCUCUCAAAUUGCAUGAAUCUUUUCUGGCUGUUGGAAACCUGAAUGCUUUUAGACCCAAAUGGAAAAUUUCUGAAAUGCUGGAUUAUCUAUUUUUAAACAAGCAGUUGACUUAAAACUUUCUGUGGCAACUUCUGGUUUUCUGACGGUUCCCAAUGAGAGAAAAUUCUGAAAGUACACUGGGAUCACUGGGACGCUGUCUUUGUGAAGGUUUGCUUGGGAUGAAAAAGGAUAUUGCAGCUUCAGCAGUGUUGAACUGUGUGUUGAAAAAUGUGAAUUACUGUUAUUGUAUACUGUAAUUGAUUACAUGGGCUUGGGGGGGUGUCAAAGGACUUGACAGGUUGUGUUGAUGCUCUUAGUUGAGUCUUGAAAAGUAAAUAUUAACGCUACAGAAAUGCAUGAGUUUCAAUAUAUUUUUUGUCUUUGUUUGCAUUGUAUAACUUUAACGAGUGAGUUUAAAAUUAUUUAAUUUCCUUAGAAAAAUAGCACCAUUUGGGGAAAAAAAAAAACCUGGUGUUAUGAAGAACGUUAAUGCACUGUUUUAUUUUUAUUUUAUAUAAUUUAAAUUGACUUUCCCACUGUCUUUAAGUUGAAACUGUUAAGCUGAAUAAAAACUUAAGCUGCAAAUUGAUAACUUCGCUACAUAACAAGGAAAAUAUAAAUGUUUACAAACGGCUUAAAGAUUUGCAUGUGCAGUGUGCAUUUAUAACAGAACUUCUAAUUGCACAAAACCCAGGCCAGCUCAAAGUUUAGGUGUACACAUUUACCCAGUUGAGCGUUUUUAGAGUAACUACUGCACAAAUUGACAAUAGGUCAUUCUCUUUUUCUUGCUCCCCUUUUCUUUUUCUCCCCCCUUCUUCCUUUCCCUCCCUUCCUUCCUCACUCCCUCCCUCCCCUCCCCCACUCCCUCCCACCCCCAAAUCAUGAAAAGAUUCUAUGGACUGAAAAAGCCCCAGGCUGAAAGGACUGGACUGCCUUGAUUGACAUGGGGAAGGGGGUAGGAGACUAUGUGUAUCGCGGCAGCAGAGGCUGCAGCCCAACGUGUGGUUUUAAUGACCAGCACGCAGGGCAAAAGCAUUUUGCACAGUGUUUGUUUUCCUGUCUUGCACUUACAAAUAAGGUCUAUGGGAGUAGCAUGGAAAACGUUUGCUGUUUUUCCCUUUUUUUUUUUUUUAAAUUGCUUUUGUUUAAAAUUUGAUCGCCUUAACUACUGUAAACAUAGCCUAUUUUUGUGCUUAAGAUACUGAAUGGAAAACUCCAUUGUGUGUUGCUGGACUGUUUUGGAAAUAUUUGGUCAAAUGUGUGUUAAUUUGGCUGUAAUGGCAUUUAAAGCAAACAAACAAACAAAAAAAAAGCUGUGAAAAUGGCCUUGGAGCAUUAUCUUUAGUUACUUGAAGAGUUUCUAGUUUUUUUAAAAUACAGUUUAUGUUAAAAUAAUUUUUAUUAAUUUAGAGAAGACAAUCAACGUCUGAGAAAACGGACUUUCUUUUGGAUUUUCUUUUUGUGGUCAUCGUGAGUGAUUGCUUUUUCCUUUUAUUAGUUUCACAUUCUUCCUUUGUUCUAAAACUUAGACUGACAUCUAGCUUUGACAAUCAUAGUAUGUUUUAUUUUCCUGAGGGGGGAAUAACUUAUAAUGCUGUUUAGUUUUGUACUAUUGGUGUGUUGGUGAAUUUUUAAACUGUGUGCUAACUGCAAUAAAUUAUAUGAACUGAGAA